UAUUCUAUGAGCAGAAUAUUGAGGUUGAUUUCGAAAGGAUUCAACAAGUAAGUAAAUGGUGUUUGGUUUAUAUUUCAGAGAGCGAAAAAAUUGCAGAUUUUCGAUUGCGCGGCGGUGGCGAUGAUGACGCGGGUGAGGUGACGAGAGGGAAGGUACGUAUAAGGUUCGCACUCGCCCGGUUGUGAAAGAUCCAAGUACUCGAAUUAAACUCCGGGUACAAUGUAGGAGGAAAUCAUCAAUCUAGAUAUGGAAAUAAUUUAAUAUUAAAUCAUACGAGCGUAAUUGCAGCUUAAUUUUACGACAUACGUUGAACCAGCCGAGUUUCAACACACCAUAGUUUAUUUAUUCAAUAGCAAAUAGAUUCAUUUAGGAAAUGCUCUCACGGGAGCGACUCAUAUUUAUUCAUGACUCCCGCUGUCCCCCUUCGUUCAUUAGAUACGGAGCCAGUCGGACAAAUGUGGAAGGUCAAAGAUCGAAUGGCCCGCGCAAGUUAAACAAAAAUACGACGUUGGCCAAAUAGGUCAUCAAAUUGUUGGUGAGUUAUUUGCAUUUCAAGAAUAAGCUUUCGCAUUGAGGAAGUGCGGUGAUAGCGAUUUUCACCGAGAGUUAUAAAUUUCAUCGUCAAAAAUAAAAUGGAAUUUUACAGAGACGGAACUAAAGCUCCCUCCAUCGAGCAAAAAGGCGCAACCUAAGCCAACGGUACGGAAUAACCACUAUUUUGAUAUACUUGUUGCGCGAUUCGUAAAACAGAUCGGUAUGAAAACUAAACGUUUAGACGAAACCUACUGUGAAUGGAUCACUGAUAAGACUUACUUUCAAAUCCACAUUUUUUGUGUACAUAUGAGUUCUCAGCACCCCUCACUCCACUCUGUCUUUCCCUUAAUUAUUUAUCCAAUGUUUUCAUCUAUGGAAAACCGCAAUUCAUUUGAAUUAACUAAUGAUCUCGUUCAGCCACCAGAAGUUGGGAUCAGCAAUAUAAGGAGACCGAAGCACGAUCCAACCCUGCCCCGAAAGCCAAUAGUUCCUAAGGAUAAUAUCGGAUUCUCCGGUUGCCAUUUGCAAAAACCCUCAAAUCAACCAAUUGGGUCGAGAGCACCCUCUGCUACUUACAAUAUGAAAAAGGUGUCAAGAGCCUCCGAUGAGGGAAAGGGGUCGUCGCAAAUGUCGCUGACACAUUCGUCGUUUUGGGGAAAUUCUACGCGAAACAAGUCUCUCAAAGCUGCAAAAGUUCCAGGUGUUGCGAAGGGGGCAGAGAAUGCUGAUGAACGAUGAUGUCGAGAUUCAAACUCAAAUUGAUUAUAGUAUAUCCCGUAGCCGUGUUUUACGUGGCGACAUAAAGUAAACUAAAUCAUGUCGAAGCGAAUACGAUGAUGCUGUAUUUUCAAGAAAUUCAGACACACCCAAGUAUCCAAAUUAAAAAAAAUCUAUACUUUUUGUAUUCCUAAUUUUUGUACGAACUUAGAAAAACUGCAUGUAUCAAUAUGAAAAUAAAACGUUAUAUCCGCAAGACGGUAAAAAUAUACCCACGUAUGACGCUUUAAUAUUUUACACAAUCAAAAUUUUAAAUCGCUGUUAUCUGAAGCAAAAAUGCUUCUGAAUGAGUAAAAUCGAGAAAUAAAUAAAGGAUUGUCGGUGUCAACUGAAUUUUCAGACAAAAUUUCAACGAUUUAUGCCCUUCAAAAAAAUUCUGGAAGCGCUGAAAUCGAAGGCCAU
Molecule: messenger RNA, 1713 nt
Organism: Athalia rosae (coleseed sawfly)
Lineage: Eukaryota; Metazoa; Arthropoda; Insecta; Hymenoptera; Athaliidae
Exons: 4
Coding region: 757-1272 (171 amino acids)
Source: RefSeq, a predicted model, not a curated record